AGUUCCCUUUAUUUUAUAUUUAUUAUAUACAUUACAACGUUUCCUGUACGGACUUAUAACAUCCGGUUUCGUCACCCAGCAGCCUUUUUCUGAUUGGACGUGUGCUUUGCCGAAGCGUUUUCCCGCGUUGUGUCUGUCGCAAAACAACACACCGACUUGACAUUCUCUGGACGUACAAAACUAAGACAUUUGAGACACUUUAUUCACAAUUUAACAGUAGUUUAGUAUUUCGGGGGAAUGCCACCAUCAUCAGAUUAUGACCAGGCCAGUCUGCCGGAUCUACUACCGCUUUACUACCGACGACUGUUUCCAUUCUCCCAGUACUACCGCUGGUUAAACUAUGGAGGAGUGCAAAAGAACUACUUCCAGAACCGAGAGUUCUCCUUCACCCUCAAAGAUGACAUAUACGUCCGCUACCAGUCUUUUACCACGCAGAACGAGCUGGAGAAAGAAAUGCAGAAGAUGAAUCCUUAUAAAAUCGACAUUGGAGCAGUCUACAGUCACAGACCCAGUCAGCACAACACAGUGAAGUCUGGAACAUUCCAGGCUCUUGAGAAGGAGCUGGUGUUUGAUAUCGACAUGACGGACUAUGAUGAUGUCAGAAGCUGUUGCAGUGCUGCAGACAUUUGUCACAAGUGCUGGACUCUGAUGACUAUCGCCAUACGAAUCUUGGACAGAGCGCUUAGAGGUUUGUCCGCAUUGAUUAAUAAGCCUCAAGAAUUCCUUUACAAAGUUCCAGGCAUGUGA
Messenger RNA from Nerophis ophidion (straightnose pipefish), 747 nucleotides. RefSeq names its product DNA primase small subunit-like. The transcript is spliced from 4 exons. Gene Ontology annotation, biological process: DNA replication, synthesis of primer. Bases 238 to 747 code for a protein of 169 amino acids. The record is from RefSeq and is a predicted model, not a curated record. Gene Ontology annotation, cellular component: alpha DNA polymerase:primase complex. Lineage: Eukaryota; Metazoa; Chordata; Actinopteri; Syngnathiformes; Syngnathidae.